This is a messenger RNA of Oppiella nova, 2655 nucleotides long. The record is from the annotation of a GenBank genome assembly. Lineage: Eukaryota; Metazoa; Arthropoda; Arachnida; Sarcoptiformes; Oppiidae.
AUGGAGGAGAUAUUCAAUAGCUUUAAUGACAAAUGUGUGGCCAACGAUGACAUUGAGGGCGAGACGACUGGCACAGUGGACAAGGACUUGGGCGCAGGACGUGAGGGGUCGCGCACUGAUGAUGAGGUGGUGGUGCGCGAGGAGGAGGCCAUCAAACUGGAGGGCCUAUCGGUGUCCCAAUUGAAGCAAAUGCGAGAAUCGGCCGAAAAAAGUGAACAAAAUGAUACUGAUGAUGAGGUGGUGGUGCGCGAGGAGGAGGCCAUCAAACUGGAGGGCCUAUCGGUGUCCCAAUUGAAGCAAAUGCGAGAAUCGGCCGAAAAGUUUGCAUUUCAGGCAGAAGUGAACAAAAUGAUGAAAUUGAUUAUCAAUUCGUUGUAUCGAAACAAAGAGAUCUUCUUAAGGGAACUCAUAUCCAAUGCUUCGGACGCUUUGGACAAAAUCCGUCUCUUGUCGCUCACCGACUCGUCUGCAUUAGACUCGAUACCAGAGCUGACCAUCAGAAUAAAGGCCGACAAAGACAACAAUAUGCUUCACAUCACAGACACCGGCAUUGGAAUGACUAAACGGGAUCUGAUCACCAACUUGGGAACCAUUGCAAAGUCAGGCACUUCUGAAUUCCUGCAGAAAUUGGGCGAAACGAAAGAGAUUUCAGAAAUGAAUGAUUUGAUCGGACAGUUCGGCGUCGGCUUCUAUUCGGCAUUUUUAGUGGCGGACAAAGUGGUCGUCACCUCCAAGAACAACGACGACCCCAUUCAGCACAUCUGGGAAUCAGAUUCGGCACAAUUCACUGUCGUUGAGGACCCCCGAGGGGACACUCUUAAGAGAGGGUCUCAGAUAUCUCUGGCAUUAAAAGAAGAGGCGAAAGAUUUCUUACAAGAAGACACUCUCAGGAAUUUGAUCCGCAAAUACAGUCAAUUCAUAAACUUCAAGAUCUAUUUGUGGUCGAGUAAGACAGAGACUGUCGAAGAACCCAUCGAUGAAGACAUAGAAGUGACGACUCCUGAGGUGAGCACCGAUUCAGAAGACGAGGUGAAAGUGGAAGACGAGAAGGAGGACAAGAAACCCAAGACCAGGAAAGUGGAGAAGACUAUAUGGGAUUGGGAUCUCAUCAACAGUUCGAAGCCUAUAUGGACGCGAAAGCCCAAUGAGAUCACCGACGAUGAGUACAACGAGUUCUACAAAUCGAUUACUAAAGACUCGUCGGAACCGUUGGCCAAAACUCACUUCAUUGCUGAGGGAGAGGUGACAUUCAAGUCGUUGCUGUUUGUGCCCAAAACACAACAGUCGGACACUUUCAACAAAUACGGCACUAAAACAGAUAAUAUUAAGCUUUAUGUGCGCCGAGUGUUCAUCACCGAUGACUUCCAAGAUAUUGUUCCCAAUUACUUGAAUUUCAUGAGAGGAGUGGUAGACAGCGAUGACCUGCCCCUCAAUGUGUCGAGAGAGACACUACAACAGCACAAACUCCUGAAAGUGAUUCGCAAGAAAUUGGUCCGAAAAGCAUUGGAUAUGAUUAAGAAGAUAUCAGACGAAGACUACCAUAAGUUUUGGUCGGAAUACUCGACGAACAUUAAGUUGGGAGUGAUUGAGGACACGGCCAACAGAGUACGUCUCGCAAAGCUAUUGCGCUUCCGGUCGUCGAGUGAGGCUAAAGACAAGUGGACUUCACUAUCGGAUUAUGUGAAGCGAAUGAAGCAGAAACAGGAGCACAUCUACUACAUGGCCGGCACUUCCUAUGAGGAGGUAUCCACCUCGCCAUUCGUCGAACGCCUCCUCAAGAAAGGCUUCGAAGUGUUGUAUCUGACGGACGCUGUCGAUGAGUACACCAUCUCUGCUCUGCCGGAGUUCGAGUCCAAGAAAUUCCAAAACGUGGCCAAAGAUGGCUUGAAGCUGACGGACAGUGAGAAGUCUAAAGAGAAAGAGGAGGCGCUCGAGAAGGAAUUGGAACCGUUGACCAAAUGGCUCACUGAAGACGUGCUAAAGGACCAAAUAUCCAAAGCAAGUGUUUCUCAACGUCUACACGACUCUCCCUGUGCUCUCAUCGCUUCUCAGUUCGGUUGGACGGGAAAUAUGGAACGAUUGGCCAGAAGUAACGCUCACUCCAAGUCUCAGGACUCGAUGCGUGACUUCUAUUUAAGCCAAAAGAAGACACUCGAAGUGAACCCAAGACAUCCGCUCAUCAAAGAGCUGUUGCGAAGGAUAGAAGGAGACAGAGAGGAUCCGGUCGCCAAAAACAUGGCUCUACUUAUGUAUGAAACGGCAACUCUUAGAUCGGGUUUUAUGCUGUCCGACACCUCUUCCUUUGCACAGAGAGUGGAAUCACUUCUUAGGAAAACUCUAGGAGUGGAUGUGUCCGCACAGGUUGAGGACGAGGACGACGACGAAGACAUUGCUUUGACUAAAGAUAGCGACAAAAGCGAGAAUUUGGACGCAGAAGAAGAGGUAGAAAAGACUGAAUUCGGAGAACACGAAGAACUGUAAACACAAUUAGAUAUUAGAAAUAUUUAUCUUUAAAUAAAUUGAUUUCUUAAGGGAUUAAUAAUUAAUGAAAUUUGCAUUGAAAUCAUACAUUCAUUUGGAAAACAAUACAAACUUAUUUCUAAAGUAAUUUAAUAUUUUAUAAUUUAAUAAAAAUGUAUAAUGUUUUACAAUUUA